AUGAUGGGUCCUGGUCUUGGUGGGGGCUUUGGCCGCUACCAGGGAUACUUUGGCUUGGUCCUUGACAACAUACUGGAGAUGGAUGUUGUCAUUGCGGACGGCUCGAAGAUCACAGUGUCUGCCUCCUCUCAUCCAGAGCUCUUCUGGGGCAUGCGGGGCGCUGGUCACAACUUUGGCAUCGUCACUCGGUUCCAGCAGAAGAUUUUUGACAACCCCAAUUCUAAAUGGUUUUUCGCGACACUCGUUUUUCGAGCUGAUAAGCUUGAGGCACUAAUUGAGGUGCUCAAUGUCUUCGGUGCUAAUGGAACACAGCCAAAAGAGGCCACUACCUACACUCUCUUCGCUGUAAACCCUGAGAUCAGCCCCAGCGAGCCAGUAAUUAUCUUCACCCUUGAGUAUGGCGGCUCUGCAAGCAGUGCUGCGCCAAUCCUGGCUCCUUUCUACGCAAUUGAUCCAGUCAUCACAACGAACACAACCGUCCCAUACACUGAGGCAGCCCACGCUGCCGGUGCCGGCUUGGAAGACCCUCCAUGCCAGCCUUUAAGCAGCUGGAAGCUGUUUCCUGUGGGGCUGCAAACCUUCAAUAUCCGCACUACACGUGCCCUCUACGAACUCUUCUCCACAAUGAUAGCUGAGAAUCCAGCAUUCAAUAAUUCGAUAGUCCAGCUCGAAGGAUAUCCGCAGCAAGGUGUGAGAGCCGUUGACCCUGAUAGCACGGCUUAUGCCCAUCGCGACGACAUCCUGCUUGCGUCCCUUGGCGCCGUCUGGCCACCGAAUCGGCCCGAAUUGGAGAACAUAGCAGUUCAAUAUGGACACCAAGCGCGUACAUUGCUUCACGCUGGCGACACACCAGGACGUCCUCUGAAUACCUACGUGAACUAUGCGAGCAGUGACGAAACACCAGAAAUGCUGUAUGGGCACGAGCCAUGGCGGUUGAAGCGAUUAAGGGCAUUGAAACGAAAAUAUGAUCCAAAUGGUAGAUUCAAUUUCUACAACCCGAUCAUAUAA
Molecule: messenger RNA, 1008 nt
Organism: Bacidia gigantensis
Lineage: Eukaryota; Fungi; Ascomycota; Lecanoromycetes; Lecanorales; Ramalinaceae
Exons: 3
Coding region: 1-1008 (335 amino acids)
Molecular function (GO): oxidoreductase activity; flavin adenine dinucleotide binding
Source: RefSeq, a predicted model, not a curated record